AUGGCGGCUCCCAUCAAAGCUGUUUGGUUCGAUUUCAUGGGCACCUGUCUGGAUUGGCAUUCGAGUAUCGUGACAGCCCUGCCAUCCGCACUCUCCGAGACCGAGAAAUCAACUUUCGCAUUGGAAUGGAGGCAGGCCUACUUUGACGCCAAUACCAAACGCCUAGCCGAGGGGGGACCGGUGGAGGACUUCGACGACACUCAACGACGGGUUCUCGAUGAUUUCCUGGAUCGGACGCCCAAUCUGGACAUCAAGCACUUGUUCUCGCCCGAAGUCAAGGACCGCUUGGUAGCCGCCUGGCAUCAUCAAACCGCUUGGCCCGAUGUGUCGGAAGCUCUGAGAAGGUUGAAGAACGACAGCAAGCUGGAAGUAUACGUCCACGCCAACGGCAGUACGCGACUGCAGCUCGAUCUCGUCAAGUCCGCCGGUUUACACUACGACAUGCUAUUCUCCAGUGAGCUGUUGGGGUUCUACAAACCCGCACCGGAAAGCUAUCAAGCCACGAUGAAACUCUUGAAACUCAAGUCAGACGAAUGCGUCAUGGUGGCUGCACAUGCCAGCGAUCUCAAAGGCGCAAAGGCCGUCGGGAUGAAGACGGUAUAUGUGUAUAGAUGGACGGACGACAUUAGAGAAGACCAAGAAGUCGUGAGAAUGGCAAAUGAUGCAUAUUUGUCGGAUAUGCAUGGUUUAGAUCGUGUCAUUGCCAGCUUCUAA
This is a messenger RNA of Capronia coronata CBS 617.96, 714 nucleotides long. Its product is annotated as haloacid dehalogenase, type II. Gene Ontology annotation, molecular function: hydrolase activity, acting on halide bonds, in C-halide compounds. The transcript has a single exon. Bases 1 to 714 code for a protein of 237 amino acids. The record is from RefSeq and is a predicted model, not a curated record. NCBI's taxonomy places the organism in Eukaryota, Fungi, Ascomycota, Eurotiomycetes, Chaetothyriales, Herpotrichiellaceae.